Molecule: messenger RNA, 1702 nt
Organism: Brienomyrus brachyistius
Lineage: Eukaryota; Metazoa; Chordata; Actinopteri; Osteoglossiformes; Mormyridae
Gene: nucb1
Product: nucleobindin 1
Exons: 13
Coding region: 172-1476 (434 amino acids)
Cellular component (GO): endoplasmic reticulum-Golgi intermediate compartment; extracellular exosome
Molecular function (GO): calcium ion binding
Source: RefSeq, a predicted model, not a curated record
GAAAACGUCGAGAAGUGCUGCUCUACUGGAUAGGCUGUCGCCUAGCGAUGAUGCUGCGUGUGUCGGGAAUUCUGUUUUUCUAGAACAUUGUCUUCGUUAGUAAGGCAGCCGAGCUGGGAAAGACAGCAGAGGGGAAGGCAUACAAAAGAAGGAACAGCAGACGACUGGCGAAUGAAGAGGAUCAUGCCCGGAGCUCCAUGCUGGCUGCUGCUGCUGGGCUCUCUGUCGCUCAGGGUGUGGUCAUUACCAAUUGAGCGCAAUUCGAUUCCCCAGGAUGCCCAGCCCUUUCAGGAGGAGAAGCGGGAAGAUAAUGCGGACACUGGGCUGUACUAUGACAGGUACCUCCGAGAAGUGAUCGAGGUACUGGAGACUGAUCCUCACUUCAGAGAGAAGCUGCAGACUGCCAACGCUGAAGAUAUCAAGAAUGGCCGUCUCAGCAAGGAGCUGGACCUGGUCGGCCACCACGUGCGGACCCGCCUGGAUGAGCUGAAGAGGCAGGAGGUGUCCCGGCUGCGAAUGCUGCUCAAAGCUAAGAUGGACAGUGCCAGCAUGCACAAUCUUCAGGUAGACCACACCUCACUGCUGAAGCAAUUUGAGCACCUGGACCCUCACAACCAGAACACUUUUGAGGCCAAAGAUCUGGAGCUGCUAAUCGCUACGGCCACCAAGGACCUCGAAAACUAUGACGCAGAGCGACAUGAAGAGUUUAAACGCUAUGAGAUGUUAAAGGAACAUGAACGCCGGCAGUAUCUGAAGGGGUUGGACCAGGAGAAGAGGGAGACGGAGGAGAGGAGGCUGCAGGAGCUGCAGGAGAAACACCGGCAACACCCGAAAAUCAAUGCCCCGGGUAGCGUGGCUCAGCUUCGCGAGGUGUGGAAGGAGACGGAUGGCCUGGACCCACAGGAAUUCAACCCCAAAACCUUCUUUAAGCUCCAUGACACAAAUGGCGACGGAGUUCUGGAUGAGCAGGAGCUGGAGGCUCUCUUCACUAAAGAGCUUGAAAAGGUCUAUGACCCACGCAAUGAGGAGGAUGACAUGGUGGAGAUGGAGGAGGAGCGACUGAGGAUGAGGGAGCACGUGAUGAAGAACGUAGAUAUCAACCACGAUCGGUUGGUCAGCCUGGAUGAGUUUUUGAAGUCGUUGGAGAAGAAGGAGUAUUACAGUCCAAAGGAGUGGAAGACCCUGGAUGACACUAAGCCGGUGUAUUCGGAGGCUGAGCUUCAGCAGUUUGAGGCGGAGCUGCGGGAAAAGGAGGCGGAGCUUGGACUCAAGGCAGAGUCUUUGCGUAAGGAGCAGGAGCUGCUGAAUGAGCGAGGCCGAGCGCUGGAAGCGCAGAAGAGGGAGUAUCAACUGGCAGUGAUGGAGAUGUCCCAGAGACAGAAGAACCUGCAGGCAGGAUCUCAGGCUCCCCCUGCAGGGCCUAAUGGGGAGCUGCAGUUUCAUCCAGUAGAGCGAGGUUCACCUGCCAUCGUGUGAAUCGUGUAUGACGGCAUUUCGGGCGCGGGGUCAGCUGGGCUGACAUCCUGCCCCGGAUUCGCGUCCCCAUACCUCAGUGGAGCACGGUGCCGCCUCCCCCCAGAUCGAUGCUCUUCCAGAAUCACGCACCCAGCACUUGGACCCGCGAUGGCACGCCCACACACCGCGCCAGCUUCACGUUUGUUGUGUGGUCUUGCAUUUUAAUAAAGGGGCUGUUUUCACAAUA